ACCCAAAUCCCACCAACACUUUACUUGUAAAAUAGUAAUUCAACUACUACUAGCUACUCAAUUCUUCCAACACUUUUACCUCUUUUUUCUUUUCUUACCCCCCACAAUGAACUCUAUCACAUUAAUCCUAAUUUUCUUCAUACUAUCAUCAUUAAUCUCAUAUUUUCACAUCCCAUUUGCAUCAUCAUUAUUAUCACCAACAUUACCUUUUAGCAUUCAAGGAGAAUGGCUUCUAUUACAACCAAGCAUUGGCAUUUCAGCUAUGCACAUGCAACUUACACACAAUGAUAAAAUAAUAAUUUUUGAUAGAACUGAUUUUGGCCCUUCAUAUCUUCCUCUUUCGAAAGGCAAUUGUCGUAUCGAUCCAAACGACACUGCCCUCCAAAUUGAUUGCACUGCUCAUUCUGUUAUAUAUGACAUUUUCACAAACACCUUCCGAUCGUUAACUAUACAGACUGACACUUGGUGUUCCUCCGGCUCUGUUCUCCCAAAUGGUACAUUAGUCCAAACCGGUGGUUUCAACGAUGGUGAGCGUCGAAUUCGCAUGUUUACACCAUGCUUCGACGAUACUUGUGACUGGAUUGAGUUCCCUAGUUACUUAUCCGAACGAAGAUGGUAUGCAACUAAUCAAAUACUACCUGAUCACCGCAUUAUCAUAAUCGGAGGUAGAAGACAAUUCAACUACGAAUUUUUUCCUAAAGAAAUAUCCUCGUCUUCUUCUUCUUCGUCGAUUAAUCUACAUUUUCUUCAAGAAACUAACGAUCGAAGUGAAAACAACUUAUAUCCUUUUGUUCAUCUUUUACCAGACGGAAACCUAUUCAUUUUCGCGAACACUCGAUCUGUUUUAUUUGAUUACAAACAAAACAUGAUUGUUAAAGAGUUUCCUGAGAUUCCAGGUUGUGAUCCUCAUAACUAUCCAAGUUCAGGUUCAUCUGUUCUUCUUCCAUUAGACGAAAACCAAGCCUCGGUUGAAGCUACAAUCAUGAUCUGUGGAGGAGCACCUCGUGGAUCAUUCGAAGCUGCUUCGAAGCAAAAUAGUUUCAUGCAAGCACUUACAACAUGUGGAUUUCUCAAAGUAACAGAUUCAAAUCCUAAUUGGAUUAUAGAGAAUAUGCCAAUGGCAAGAGUAAUGGGAGACAUGUUAAUUUUACCUAACGGCGAUAUUAUUAUAAUUAACGGCGCUGGAUUAGGUACUGCCGGUUGGGAAAAUGGCCGACAACCGGUUUUAACACCGGUAAUUUUCCGUUCAUCCGAAACGGACUUAUCAAAACGGUUUAGUGUGAUGUCACCAGCUUCUAGACCUAGACUUUACCAUUCCUCUGCAGUGGUGUUAAAAGAUGGAAGAGUUUUAGUUGGUGGUAGUAAUCCACAUAUAACUUACAAUUUCAGCGGUGAAUUCCCGACGGAUUUAAGCUUAGAAGCUUUUUAUCCACCAUAUUUGUCUCCGGAGUUUGAACCGGUACGGCCAACGAUUAGAUACGUCACCAAUACUAUUUUAGGGUAUAGGGUGUUUUAUUAUGUAACAUUUACAGUAGGUAAUUUUGCUACGGGGAGUGAAGUUUCGGUUAGGUUAUUGGCGCCGUCGUUUACUACACAUUCUUAUGCAAUGAAUCAGAGGAUGGUGGUAUUGAAGUUGAUUGGAGUAACAAUGGUGAAUUUGGAGACUUAUUAUGCUACUGUGGUAGGACCCUCUACUCAAGAGAUUGCACCACCAGGUUAUUACAUUUUGUUUUUGGUGCAUGCAGGUGUGCCUAGUUUGGGUGUGUGGGUUCAACUCAUGUAGUGUAGUUUAAAUUGUUGGUUAGUUAAUUAGUUAGAAUAGAUGUUGUUUGUUUGUUAAGUAAGUAGGUAUUAGGAGGAAUGUAUUAGAUUAGAUAAGAUGUUUGCAAAUUAGUAAUUAUCAUGGAGAAUGUAUUGUGUUUAUUUGUUGGGCAGG
Molecule: messenger RNA, 1936 nt
Organism: Trifolium pratense (red clover)
Lineage: Eukaryota; Viridiplantae; Streptophyta; Magnoliopsida; Fabales; Fabaceae
Product: aldehyde oxidase GLOX
Exons: 1
Coding region: 107-1783 (558 amino acids)
Source: RefSeq, a predicted model, not a curated record